Messenger RNA from Eucalyptus grandis, 1459 nucleotides. RefSeq names its product stemmadenine O-acetyltransferase. NCBI's taxonomy places the organism in Eukaryota, Viridiplantae, Streptophyta, Magnoliopsida, Myrtales, Myrtaceae. The record is from RefSeq and is a predicted model, not a curated record.
AUCGCCCCAUACCUUCUUUCUUCCUCAAGCUUGAGCAGUCGCUCAGCACAUCAUUUCACACUCUCUCUAGGAGUUCGAAACCGCGAAGACAAAAGCCAUGACGAUGGCCGACGUCGAAGUGGAAGUCGUCUCCAGCGACACCAUCAAGCCCUCGUCGCCAACUCCGGACCAUCUCCGCCAUUACAAGCUCUCCUUCCUCGACCAGAUACAAGUCCCCGUGUUCAUGCCCUUGGUCCUCUUCUUCCCGAGGGACGAUGAUGUGUCGCUCGACGAGAAACGUGGCCGAAUCAGGCAGGCUCUGGCCAAGGCCUUGACCCAGUUCUACCCUCUUGCGGGUCGGGUCAGGGACAACCUCUACGUCGACUGCAACGACGAGGGCGCUUUGUACGUGGAGGCUAGGGUCAGGUGCGAGCUCUCGGAUAUCCUUGAGAACCCGGUCCCUCGGGUUCUGAAUAGGUUCUUGCCGCGCCAGAUCGACGAUGUGCAGGACUUGGCUGUGGCUGUUCAGGUCAACUUCUUCGAGUGCGGUGGCUUAGCCCUCAGCCUCUUGAUCUCCCACAAGGUCGCCGACGCCCUCUCCUACUUCACCUUCCUAAACAGCUGGGCUGCCACCGCCCGAGGCGACACAGAUAUCAUUGAUCCCUGCUUCAGCUCCUCCGAGCUCUUCCCACCCAUCAACCUCUCUGGCUUCCAGACGUCCACUGGCAUCGUCAAGGACAACAUCUCCACUAGGCGCUUUGUUUUUGAUGCCGCCACUAUCGCCUCGCUCCGUGAGCAGUUGACGGACCUCAACAAUGCUGCCGCUGCUGCCACCACCGUCGACCACCAGCGCUCCCGCCCAACCCGAGUCGAGGCCCUAUCGUCUUUCCUAUGGAGCCGCUACAUGGCGAGCACACAGCCCAUCGACACCAGAGGAGACAAGCUCUACACUGUGCUCCACGCUGUGAAUCUCCGGACAAGGAUGGAGCCGCCGAUGUCGGGGCACCACUUUGGCAACAUCAGUAGGUUGGCGAUUACGGUGCCCACCAAGGACGCUGUUGUGGACGGAGGCCACAAGAUAGUACACCAGGUGAGGGAAGCGAUCAAGCAGGUGGACGGGGAGCACAUAAAGAAGCUCCGGGACGGGGAGGGUUACCUGAACUGGCUAAAGGAGCGGUCGGCGAGGAUCUCGCAGGGCGAGGUGGUGUCGUUCAGCUUCACGAGCUUGUGCCGGUUCCCGAUCUAUGAGGCGGACUUUGGGUGAAAGCCCACCUGGGCCGGCUCGGCGAGCCUCACUUUCAAGAAUCUGGUUGUCUUCAUGGACACCAAGUCCGGCGACGGCAUCGAGGCCUGGGUCCACCUCAAGGAGGACGACAUGGCCAAGUUCGAGCAAGACAAAGAGUUGCUUGCGCUCGUUUCGCCUUCCGUGAGCGUCAAAAGUUGUGCAUUUUAGUUGGUGAAGUUGGCCAGAAAGGGUGGC